Molecule: messenger RNA, 912 nt
Organism: Alternaria postmessia
Lineage: Eukaryota; Fungi; Ascomycota; Dothideomycetes; Pleosporales; Pleosporaceae
Exons: 7
Coding region: 1-912 (303 amino acids)
Biological process (GO): protein folding
Cellular component (GO): endoplasmic reticulum membrane
Source: RefSeq, a predicted model, not a curated record
AUGUCAAGAUACGGCAAGUUCGAUGACUUUUGUCGGGACUCUGGAAACAGCUGGUCAACUCUGCCGGUUUGUUAUCUCUUCAACCCAGCUUCGACAAUAGACAACAACGGAUGGCAAGAUGGCUGCACCCUGCAAGGCUUCCCUGUGGGUGGAGGUGACCGGCUGCACAAUUUGGGAUCCAUAAUCAUCUGCGGCAUUGCAAUCCUCACCACCCUGUUCCUGCUAUGGAGAUCGCAAAGAAAGAAGGCUGCUGUAGGACGAAGAGAAAUGCAGCUCUUCCUCCUCGGCUACAUCGUCAUAUCCAUCUGCGAAAUCUUUACUAUUGGCGGAUUCCCCCUCAACAGCACUGUGCGCAUUGUCUUUGUCGCUAUCCACAUCGCUGCCAUCACCGCCACGUCCUGGAUCCUCAUGCUCAACGGCGCCGUUGGCUACCAACUACUUGACGACGGCACGGCAGUAUCCAUCGGUCUCCUCUUAAUCUCGUCACUUGUCAUCUUCAUCGGAACCGGUUAUAUCGCCCUCGAUACUGGACUCAACUGGACGGGUUACUGGGAGGACACUCGCUUUGUACCAAACCAAGCCUACGCGCUGUACACCCUCUACCAACUCGUACCACUAGUCUUCAUCGUCAUCUUCUUCUGUCUGGAGGCCUUCCUGGUGCUGCGCAUUCUCGGCGAGCGCAAGCCAAUGCUAUAUCUGCUUGCCGCUGCUCUCCUCUUCGCCAUUGGCCAAAUCUUCCAAUAUGUCAUCAGCGUCCACAUCUGCAACGGCACCGACGGCAAGAUCAACGGAGGUCUCUUCUCAACCCUCUUCACCCUCCUAUCAGUAGUAAUGAUUUGGGUGUUCUGGUCGAGCAUCACCGAAGACGACUGGCCUAUGCCAACCGUCGCUGGUUCAGGCGCGUAUAAUUAA